AUGGAAUCAGAGGAUACAGUACGAAGAGCUGUGCAUAAAUCGGUAGGUGUGUUUGUAUCAAUCCCUGGGAUUAGUGUAUGGAAGGACACGAAUUCAAAACUUUUGCUCAAGAAGUUGUCCCAUGAGGGCCAGUAUCCUGCAAAGCCAACUGACAUCAUGCAAAGGAUUUGUGAACGAGAGAUACUGUAUAUAUUAAUUAGUUCGUGGCACUGCUAUGCCAAGAGAACAUGGUCCAACACUGCUAUCGGUAUUAGCGAGGAAAUGCUAUUAGGGCCAAAAAAAAUCAUCGUAGUAAAUUUCUCAUUAUUUCAAAAAAUUGGUCUUAAAAAGCUUCGAUUCGUAAUAAUACAGCUGUUCUCCUUCCAUAACAAACUGCAAUUUGUGGUACGAAGAGAUGGAAGAAGUCAUGAUACUGCUGCGCAGUUACAACAGUUAUGUAACAAAUAUCACAUUGCUCUUAAUCGAUGA
This is a messenger RNA of Loa loa (African eye worm), 468 nucleotides long. RefSeq lists its product as hypothetical. The transcript has 3 exons. NCBI's taxonomy places the organism in Eukaryota, Metazoa, Nematoda, Chromadorea, Rhabditida, Onchocercidae. The coding region runs from base 1 to 468 and encodes 155 amino acids. The record is from RefSeq and is a predicted model, not a curated record.